AGAAGAAGGAAGGGCUGGGGACAGUUAGAAGUUCACAAGCAGGAACCAAGGAUCAGACUGAGAGAACCCAGAGUUAAGGCUUAUAGGGUUCCUGAGAGCUCAGCUGGAAGUGACUGGGUGACAAGGUGCACAGGCCCAGCUGUGGGAGCUCCACCAUGAUUCCACAAGUAGUGACCAAUGAGACCGUCACAGUCAUUUCACCAAAUGGAAUCAGCUUUCCCCAAACAGACAAACCCCAGUCUUCCCACCAGAGGCAAGACAGCCUGAAGAAAUAUCUAAAGGCAGAGAUCAAAGUGAUGGCGGCAAUCCAGAUCAUGUGUGCUGUGAUGGUGUUAGGUCUGGGAAUCAUUUUGGCAUCUGUCCCCUCCAAUCUACAUUUUACCUCAGUGUUUUCAGUCCUGUUAAAAUCUGGAUACCCAUUUGUAGGAGCUUUGUUUUUUGUCAUCUCUGGAAUUCUGUCUAUAAUCACAGAGAAAAAGAUGACUAAGCCUUUGGUCCAGAGCAGCCUAUCCCUGAGCAUCCUGUGUGUCCUCUCUGCUCUUAUAGGCAUCAUUAUCCUCUCUGUGAGUUUGGCUGCUUUAGACCCUGCCUCACAGCAAUGUAAGCUGACUAUCACACAACAACUAGCCACAACUCCACAUUAUUAUCAUUUCUUUCAUCAUGAGCCAUCCGAGAAGAGCUGCUUCAUGGCCAAAUCUGCUCUGACUGGAGUCUUUUCACUGAUGCUGAUCAGCAGUGUGUUGGAGCUUGGCCUGGCUAUCCUCACUGCCUUGCUGUGGUGGAAACAGAUCUGCUCUGCUUUCUCUGGGAAUGUGAUUUUCCUGUCUCAGGACUCAAAGAAUAAAUCCAGUUUAUCUUCAGAGUCACUUUGUAAUCCUGCAUAUGAGAAAAUACUGACUUCAUAAGAAUUAAGUGGAGAUUAUAUAGCAGAAGAUCAGUCUGUAACAUGAUUUAGAAAAGCCAUUUUCUGUGUGACAGCAAUGAUUAAUAUCUUAAAACGUGUGUUGGUUAAUCAGCAACUAUGAAAACCAUACUAACUGGCUGGGUUCAGUAACAUCCUCUUGAUUUAGCUUCAGCCAAAGCUCAGACCUAUAAAUUCCAAUUUAUGUAGUGAUCAAAGAACCCCAGAUAUUUUCUCAAAAACCUAGAAGAAUGUUUCAUAAGAUCAUAGUGGAGCCAAUGGGCAACAUUUCUUCUAAUCUCGGUUACUUGGCUGCAGGAGGUACUGGUUAAUACCUGAGAUUUUAUUCUGUGCAUGUGGCAUGGGACUUUACGGCAUCUAUUUUAUUCAUAAGCACAUGAAGACAAGUCACCUGUUAUGAAGACUCCAAGAGCAAAGAAGAUAUUGGCCUCCAAAUAAGGUCUUUAUGUAAUCCCACAUUUCAUUUGUAUAGUUUUGUGUUUGCAUUUAAGCAUAUGGCAGAUCACUUGACAUAGACAUGUCAAGAUGAAAUACCUUUCUUCCCUACUAAGCACAACCAAAAGUUUCACAGAAAAUCUAACCAAAAAUACUCAAUGUUUACUAAGAAAAAAAAUAAGGGCAUCUUUCUUUAUUUCUGAUUUGAAAAUAAAAAUGAAUAGUUGCAUUUUUAA
Molecule: messenger RNA, 1593 nt
Organism: Mastomys coucha (southern multimammate mouse)
Lineage: Eukaryota; Metazoa; Chordata; Mammalia; Rodentia; Muridae
Product: membrane-spanning 4-domains subfamily A member 6D-like
Exons: 7
Coding region: 156-905 (249 amino acids)
Biological process (GO): cell surface receptor signaling pathway
Cellular component (GO): plasma membrane; trans-Golgi network
Source: RefSeq, a predicted model, not a curated record